Porites lobata is the source of this 1342-nucleotide messenger RNA. The record is from the annotation of a GenBank genome assembly. NCBI's taxonomy places the organism in Eukaryota, Metazoa, Cnidaria, Anthozoa, Scleractinia, Poritidae.
AUGACGUUGGAGCUAUUUUUUAGCAUCGCCUCAUUUACCAUCUUGCUUGUUAUAAUGUGCUUUGUAAUCAAAAUCUACUUGGCUCUUACAUCAACCUGCAGAGGGAGUAAACCCUUCUCCGUAGAGAGCACGAAAAGGGAAAAUCAAGAAAAAGCUAUCAAAGAACAGAGAGAACUGGAAGCGGGGAUACCGUGGAACAAUACAGGGGCAGAAAGGACAGGAGAGUUCGGGCACCAACGUGUCCCAGUACAACACGAUGAACGACAGUGUUUGGGAGUGAGUACAAGAUUUAUUGUAAAGGUUUUUAUGAAUGAUCAGUUUGAUAAAGAACCCCUAAUUUUCCCCGCCUCCAUAGCUUGUUCCAGGCUCUCAGAUAGUAGGGAUGACGAGUGAGUGAAAGGCACGCAAAAAUAUGAGGCCGUGAACUGGGAAAAGGGGGCGGUGGCGGGAAAAAGGAAGGCGCCACCCUUCCUCUCCCCAGUUUCUUCCCGUUUAUUUUCAUGUUGGCGCUUUCUCAAUUUUGCGCACCCUACUAUCUCGGAGCCUGGAACAGGCUAUAUUUCGGCGAACUGACUAUUUUUACACUAAACCGUAUAGCCUUUGGUGCCGACACGGGUUUAGUAUGAACACCUUUCCGAUAUGUGACUCUCCACUUUAGAGACAGGGGCCGGACAGCUUGACUCUCCUUUACAGAAAAACUUCCAAAAUCAGCGUUCAUACUUGUGAACAGAAGAAGUGAAUCGAACAUAGCCUUAAAGCUCAAGAGUAGUCGAUUCCCAGGUUGUAGUCUAUAACCGUGUAACUUAUAACGUAAUUUAUAAGGGCGUGGGUGCAUGUCUUUGACUCAUGGUUACAAAGAUUGUAAUGAAAUAGUGGUGGUAUUAUUAAUAUUAUAUAUGAUGCAUUACGAGCAAAUUAACGCGGAUGAAAUCGCAACAUUCAUUUGAGGUUUUGCGAUCCAAGCAAACUAAAUUUAAAAACUCGUUUUAUUCUUGCGUUUUCUCUGCAAACUUGUCGGAAACCGGCCUAUUCAGUUUUAAUAUUUGUUUAAAACGGUUUGUAUUUUCCUAAAAUUGAAGUUAUUGGAAUGUUAGGUUAUAAAAUACAUGUCAACAACUAAGCUCUGAAACUAUAAUCACUCUAAUCAGGGAGAGAAAUUGGAAAGGACUUUAUUUUCUUUGAUUUUAUUUUCCAAUUUUCUUAAAAUGACAUAACGUGAUGUUAUUUUUUAUUUCAGAUGCACCAGGAUGAUACCGAUGGGACUUUAUAUGGCGAAUAUUACGCUAAAGUAAAGAUUGAUGAUGAUGAUGAUGAUGAUGCAGUUUCGUGGCAGAUUAUUUAG